UUUGUAGAAUUCCUGAAGACGGGGACAAAGCGGGCUGCCUUGCAAUGGAGGCCGGCAAGUGCACCAAGUGCGAUGGGCGUUGCGCUUGGCAGCAGCACAAGAAUGUGCAUUUUUACGUUGAGUUCGAAUAUGACCUGAAAUUGGUGGUACCUGAAGAGAUGAUCAAAUGCUGGAAUACUAACAAUAACACGCUCGAAGGCGCCCUGUUGGAUUCUAUAGCCGAUUACCUCAAGUCCCAAGAGGAGCUGCGCGAGGAUAUCCUGUACUUGGCCCAUCUUACGGAGAAGCUGAAAGAAUCAGCGCUGCUCCAUGACCCGUCUGCCAUCAUCAAAUACAUUGAAGGGCUUGUGAAAACGGCACGGCAAUAUGGCGCGAUGGCCGAACAUCUCCUGCAACUUACGACGGCACAAAACACGCUGUUACUGGUACUCAAAGUGAAGGAGAUGGGAUGCGAGGCGGUGUCAGAUUCUGAGGCCCUACUCCAGAUACUUAGGGCAGUCCGGGAGGAGAUGAGUCGACGGAUGGCGCUGGCCCCUCAAGAGCGUGCUGAAGAGGAAGAAAGGCCAUGCAGUCUAUACAACGACCUUCGCAGCAAGCUCCCGCCUAGAAUUCGGAAGAAUGUUCUUCCAAAACUUGAGUCUGGGAGUAAACUCGAACGCGUUAGGAAGCUGAAUAUGUACGCCGAAGGCGCAAGAUAUCCGCAAAAUCUGAAGGCUAUUAUCAAGCCGAUCAAGGCUGUGCUGGAAGACGGGGGUAUAGUGAGUGCCAUUGCGACAGCUCGCUCUCAUUGAUGUUGAGUUUCCAACAUUUUCCUGAUCCAUACCGGCAUAACGUGCAAACUUUGCUUCGAGGGGAUACACGGGAAGGAAGGGGAGGAAGGGGAGGGCAGGUGCGUAGGCUGAAGGGCAUGUUAAGCUUGAAUUUGAUCUGUAUCCUAGGAAGCUCCUGUUCGUAGUCAUUGUUCAAUUCUGUUUGGCGUGAUUCAGCAAAGAGAGUGUAAGUUAUGAGAUUAGCCG
This is a messenger RNA of Exserohilum turcica Et28A, 1016 nucleotides long. RefSeq lists its product as uncharacterized. The record is from RefSeq and is a predicted model, not a curated record. The coding region runs from base 45 to 791 and encodes 248 amino acids. The transcript has a single exon. Lineage: Eukaryota; Fungi; Ascomycota; Dothideomycetes; Pleosporales; Pleosporaceae.